AUGUCGCUCGCUACCAUCGGCAGAAAGCACUAUGUGAGCCAGAGUGCUCUGGAGGCAGUACUGAAGGAAGUGGCUGCAUGCCCUGAAGUCCUUGACUCAGCCUCCCGGCGAGGCAUCAAAAGGGCACGGGAUUCCGAGCUGGAGGCAGAGACUCCUCAUGGCCCUUUGGUGGCCAAGAUUACAGUACCUGUGGAGGUGAAGAGCCGAAAGGCAGCUGGAGACGAGGAGGUGAAGAUCGUGCCGACAGAGCUGCCGAUCCUCAACCUGAUGGCAUGGAUAUGGCAUGUUUGCCAGUCCAUGCCUGGUGUAGCUGCCUUUUUCCAAAGGCAGCUAUCGAAGUACCCGUGCACAGCAACCAGCCCAUGGCGCAUGGCUUUAUACAAUGAUGAGAUUAGUCCUGGCAACCAACUAAAAGCCAGCAACACCAGGAAGAUCCAAGGGUACUACCUCAGUUUUCUCGAGUUUGACGCCGAAGGCCGAUGCCAAGAAAACCUUUGGUUCCCUUUGAACUUGACUCGGUCUUCGGUGGUCAACAAGAUCCAGGGCGGGCUGUCUGCACUCACCCACAUUCUGGUCUCCUCGGAAUCGUUCCUGAACCUCCAGUCGGGCUGUUUGCUGAACAUGCCAACUGGGGAACGGGUCAUGUUCUUCGCGAAACUGCAUACUGUAGUUGCAGACGAGGCAGCUUUGAAAUCUAUGUACGACUUCAAGGGCUCCAGUGGGACUUUGGUUUGCCCGCUAUGUGCCAACAUAACAAGCAAGACCCACGGUGAUCUGCCAGCAAAUGACCACUCGGGAGAAUUGCAUGACAUAUCAUGCAUCGACAGCAAUCUGUUUGUCCGCAGAACCGACAAUCAGAUCUUCACUGCACAGGCACUGCUGGCGAGAAGGCAACCCAUCCUGAGCAAGAAGGAUUUUUCCUUGCUCGAGUCCAGCAUGGGCUUGAACUUCAACCCAUGUGGAGUGCUUGCUCACAAAAGCAUGCCGCUUGUGAAAUGCUUGAUGUGGGAUUGGAUGCAUUGUUAUGUGGUAAGCGGCCUCCUGCACGUGGAAUUGAGCUUACUCUUGCCACUCUUGCAUGUGCAGGGUGCAACAUUUCAGGUGAUCCAGAGCUUUAUCUCAGAGUACGAAUGGCCUCACAACCUGAAGAACCGGAGAAGAGAAAUCUUGCAUUUGUUCGACAAAAGGAGCAAACCUUCUGAGUUCAAGGCCGGUGCUUCGCAGUGCAUCACUGUCUAUCCCUUGCUGCGGCUUUUCUUGCUGACUCAUCACUUUGACACAAUGGACGACGAACUUCGGCGAUGCAUCAGAUCCUUUAUGAAGAUUUGUAUGGUUCUCGACCUCCUGCUUGAAUGCAAUCGGACUGGGAACCUGUCGCCGGACGAGCUCGAGAAUGCGAUUCGGGCCCAUAGCCAAGCUUUCCUUAAGGCAUAUGGAGAGCAGCACUGUAUACCGAAGUUCCACUAUAGCCUCCAUCUUCCCCUGAUGGCUCGAGACAGGCCUCUGAUUUCCUGUUUUACACACGAACGAAAGCAUCGGCAAGUGAAGCAGUUUGCUGACAACACGAAGAAAGUGACCGACUGGUUCGAAGCUUCACUCUUUAAAGAUGUUUUGGGCAGGGCUCUUCUGGAUCUGUCUGAGCAUGCUGGCUUCAUGCGGCCCCAUUUGAAGUCCCCCAAGUCUGUCACUGAUGGCACUUUGCUGUGGCACCUGGGGCAGACAUUCGGGUUUCAGACUCUUGAGCAUGUGCAGUCGGCCAUGCAGGCCGAGGUCUGCCCAGGACAGACUUGCGAGAGGGGUGACCUGGUGCUGCUUAAGACGGGGUCCGUUGCAGAGGUGUGGUUGUUUUGCCGGUUGCAGCAUGGCGAGCUCCUGGCUCUGUUGAGUGUGCUUGAGCCACAAGGGAAGAAUCUCUUCCGGGUCAAGCAGGACGGAGCCCAGUUCAUGCGAGUGGCCGAGAUCAGUCGAACCUGCCUCUUCAAACGCAUGAGUGCAGACAGCAUGCUGGAAGGUCGAGAAGACGGGCAGCCCGUCUCCUGCAAGCCAUCUGGUCCCGAUCCGUCAUGGGACUCCUGGCCGACCUCGGGGACCUUGCUCCUCACGUUGAGGAAGCUUGCGGCUUCCUGCAACCCAUUCGCUCAUGCGGCAGUGCACGAUGGAGGCCUCUUCCUGUGCCCUGAACCGGGGCGGCGGGCCUAUUCGCCGCUUUGCCUUUGUCAACACAACCGCUGCAACCCCUGGCCCUUGCUGAUGUCCUUCGUCAUGAUUGCACCCUCGCAGAUAACCGACUGGAGCAGUCCCAAGCCAUCCCCCAAGGACAUGCAGUCAAUCAUGAAAGCAUGGUUGGUCUGGGCGGACAGAGAUAUGCCGAAAAAGCUAUUCGCCCAUCUUGCCCAAAGUCAGCCGGAGCAUCCCCUAUCAGACCAAGACCAAGCCGACCUCGUUCAAAUCGCCUGCCGAAGUCAUGGAAUGGGACUAUGA
This is a messenger RNA of Symbiodinium sp. CCMP2592, 2481 nucleotides long. The record is from the annotation of a GenBank genome assembly. NCBI's taxonomy places the organism in Eukaryota, Dinophyceae, Suessiales, Symbiodiniaceae.